Ochotona curzoniae (black-lipped pika) is the source of this 1953-nucleotide messenger RNA. It is a transcript of the gene ZBTB7C, whose product is annotated as zinc finger and BTB domain containing 7C. The record is from RefSeq and is a predicted model, not a curated record. Lineage: Eukaryota; Metazoa; Chordata; Mammalia; Lagomorpha; Ochotonidae. The transcript has 2 exons. Gene Ontology annotation, molecular function: protein binding; RNA polymerase II cis-regulatory region sequence-specific DNA binding; DNA-binding transcription factor activity, RNA polymerase II-specific. Bases 17 to 1891 code for a protein of 624 amino acids. Gene Ontology annotation, biological process: regulation of transcription by RNA polymerase II.
GGCUCUGGCUGAGAACAUGGCCAGCGGCAUUGACGAGCUCAUUGGCAUCCCCUUCCCCAACCACAGCAGCGAGGUGCUGUGCAGCCUCAACGAGCAACGGCACGCGGGGCUGCUGUGCGACGUGCUGCUGGUGGUGCAGCAGCAGGAAUACCGCACACACCGCUCCGUGCUGGCCGCCUGUAGCAAAUACUUCAAGAAGCUCUUCACAGCCGGCACCCUGGCCAGUCAACCCUACGUCUACGAGAUCGACUUUGUGCAGCCUGAGGCGCUGGCCGCCAUCUUGGAGUUUGCCUACACCUCUACGCUCACCAUCACCGCCUCCAACGUCAAACACAUCCUCAACGCUGCCCGCAUGUUGGAGAUUCAGUGCAUUGUCAACGUCUGCCUGGAGAUCAUGGAGCCCAGCGGGGAGGGCGGGGAGGAGGACGACAAGGAGGAUGACGACGACGAGGAGGACGAUGAUGACGAUGAGGAGGAGGAUGAAGAGGAGGAGGAGGAAGAGGAGGAGGAGGAGGAAGAUGAUGACACAGAGGACUUCGCCGAUCAAGAAAACCUGCCUGACCCCCAGGACAUUAACUGCCACCAAAGCCCCUCCAAGACGGACCACCUCACAGAGAAGGCAUACUCGGAUGCCCCAAGUGACUUCCCCGAUGCUUUUCCGGCCAGUGGCCCUGGCCACCUGGGUGUGAUCCGGGACUUCUCCAUUGAGUCCCUACUGAGGGAGAACCUGUACCCCAAAGCUGGCAUCCCUGAUCGGAGACCCUCCCUGUCUCCCUUUGCCCCAGACUUCUUCCCCCAUCUCUGGCCAGGCGACUUUGGGGCCUUCACGCAGCUGCCAGAGCAGCCCAUGGAGCCCCUGGACAACACGCCCCUAGAUCUGGUCAUCAGAAGCCGCAAGAUCAAGGAGGAGGAGAAAGAGGAGCUGCCCCCACCCCCGCCACCCUUCCCCAAUGACUUCCUGAAGGACGUAUUCCCUGAGCUGCCCGGGGGGCCGCUGGGCCCCAUCAAGGCAGAGAAUGACUACGGUGCCUAUCUCAACUUCCUGAGUGCCGCCCAUUUGGGCAGCCUCUUCCCGCCCUGGCCGCUGGUGGAGGAGCGCAAGUUGAAACCCAAGGCCUCGCAGCAGUGCCCCAUCUGCCACAAGAUCAUCAUGGGGGCUGGGAAACUGCCACGGCACAUGAGAACACACACCGGGGAGAAGCCAUACAUGUGCAACAUCUGCGAGGUCCGCUUUACCAGGCAGGACAAGCUAAAGAUCCACAUGCGGAAGCACACAGGAGAGAGGCCCUACCUGUGCAUCCACUGCAACGCCAAGUUCGUGCACAACUACGACCUCAAGAACCACAUGCGCAUCCACACGGGCGUGCGGCCCUACCAGUGCGAGUUCUGCUACAAGAGUUUCACGCGCUCCGACCACCUGCACCGCCACAUCAAGCGCCAGAGCUGCCGCAUGGCGCGGCCCCGGCGAGGCCGCAAGCCUGCUGCCUGGAGGGCGGCCAGCCUGCUCUUUGGGCCCGGUGGCCCCGCACCCGACAAGGCCUUCAUGAUGCCGCCCACUCUGGGAGAUGUGGGCGGCCACCUGGGCGGCGCCACCAUGUGCCUGCCCGGCCCCAGCCCUGCCAAGCACUUCCUGGCGGCGCCCAAGGGCGCGCUGAGCCUGCAGGAGCUUGAGCGUCAGUUCCAGGAGACCCAGAUGAAGCUGUUUGGCCGUGCACAGCUGGAGGCCGAGCGGAACGCUGGCGGCCUCCUGGCCCUGGCCCUGGCCGAGGACGUGGCGGCGGCGGCACGGCCCUACUUCCCGCUGCCCGACCCGUGGGCCGCAGGCCUGGCCGGGCUGCCGGGGCUCACAGGCCUCAACCACGUGGCCUCCAUGUCCGAAGCCAACAACUAACCUGGUCCUUGCCCACCCCUCGCUGUCUACCUGCUCAGUCUCCUGUCUGCCCAGGCCCACCC